AGUUGCCUGAUAGUAAGUUGCAGUUUCAGAGCACAUGCAUAUUGUCAGGGCUGGCCCGCCUGGCGCGCGCCCUGCGCUCGGUCACUCCGUUGUACCUGCUGGGGAAUUCACCUUGUCAUUGCCUGGGGUGCCUUCCACCGCUUACAGGAUCCGAGAAGUUGUGUUCUCUAAGACCAAAGAGAUUUGGCUUUCUGGAGGCAAUUUGGAGACCCUGAAAUAGAAAGAAGAGACUCUCCUAGAAAAGUAAAAUAUGACGAAAAGCAAUGGAGAAGAGCCCAGGAUUGGGGGCAGGAUGGAGAGAUUCCAGCAAGGAGUCCGCAAGCGCACACUUUUGGCCAAGAAGAAAGUGCAGAACAUCACAAAGGAGGAUGUCAAAAAUUACCUGUUUCGGAAUGCUUUUGUGCUGCUCACAGUCACUGCUGUCAUUGUGGGUACAAUCCUUGGAUUUACCCUCCGACCAUACAAAAUGAGCUACAGGGAAAUUAAGUACUUCUCCUUUCCUGGGGAGCUUCUGAUGAGGAUGUUACAGAUGUUGGUCUUACCGCUCAUUAUCUCCAGUCUUGUCACAGGAAUGGCGGCCCUAGAUAGUAAGGCAUCAGGGAAGAUGGGCAUGCGAGCUGUAGUCUAUUACAUGACGACCACCAUCAUUGCUGUGGUGAUUGGCAUAAUCAUUGUCAUCAUCAUCCACCCUGGGAAGGGCACAAAGGAAAACAUGCACAGAGAAGGCAAAAUUGUGCAAGUGACCGCUGCAGAUGCCUUCCUGGAUCUAAUCAGGAAUAUGUUCCCUCCAAAUCUGGUGGAAGCCUGCUUUAAACAGUUUAAAACCAACUAUGAGAAGAGAAGCUUUAAAGUGCCCAUUCCGUCCAACGAAAGCCUCGUGAGUGCCGUGAUAAACAAUGUGUCAGAGGCCAUGGAGACCCUUUCCCGGAUCACAGAGGAGAUGGUCCCAGUUCCAGGAUCUGUGAAUGGGGUCAAUGCCCUGGGGCUGGUUGUCUUCUCCAUGUGUUUCGGUUUUGUGAUUGGAAACAUGAAGGAACAGGGGCAAGCCCUGAGAGACUUCUUUGAUUCUCUUAACGAAGCCAUCAUGAGAUUGGUAGCAGUGAUAAUGUGGUACGCCCCCCUGGGUAUCCUCUUCCUGAUCGCAGGGAAGAUUGUGGAGAUGGAAGACAUGGGGGUGAUCGGGGGGCAGCUGGCCAUGUAUACGGUGACCGUCAUCGUCGGCCUGCUCAUUCAUGCCGUCAUCGUCCUGCCUCUCCUCUACUUCCUGGUCACCCGGAAGAACCCUUGGGUUUUCAUUGGAGGGUUGCUGCAGGCACUCAUCACAGCUCUGGGAACCUCUUCAAGUUCUGCCACCCUGCCCAUCACCUUCAAGUGCCUGGAAGAGAACAAUGGUGUGGACAAACGCAUCACCAGAUUCGUGCUCCCUGUGGGGGCCACCAUUAACAUGGACGGGACCGCCCUCUAUGAAGCUUUGGCUGCUAUUUUCAUCGCUCAAGUUAACAACUUUGACCUGAACUUUGGACAGAUUAUUACAAUCAGCAUCACAGCCACAGCUGCGAGCAUCGGGGCGGCUGGGAUUCCUCAGGCUGGCCUGGUCACGAUGGUCAUUGUACUGACAUCUGUGGGCCUGCCCACUGACGACAUCACACUCAUCAUCGCAGUGGACUGGUUCCUGGACCGCCUCCGGACCACCACCAACGUGCUGGGUGACUCCCUGGGAGCUGGAAUUGUUGAGCACUUGUCAAGACAUGAGCUGAAGAACCAAGAUGUUGAAAUGGGUAACUCAGUGAUCGAAGAGAAUGAAAUGAAGAAACCAUACCAGCUGAUUGCCCAGGACAAUGACACUGAGAAACCCAUCGACAGUGAAAGCAAGAUGUAGACUAACACCAAGAAAUGCUGUCUUGAGCAUCAGGUGUUUGCAAACUGUUAAGAACCAUGUCCAUCUCAUCAUAGCUCACUGUCUCCGGUGAGCGCUUUCCCUCCUUUCUCCUCCCUACUCUGCUAGGAUUGGAAACUAUUCAUCCAAAAAUAAGGGAGGAUUUUGCAGUGGCCCAAAUGAAUUAUUUUCAUUUUCAUCCCAUACUUGAAAAUUUAAAAUCAUUUCAUCUUUGUCUUCCCUAAAAAGGUACUGGGAUCAAAAACAGUCUUGAUCAGAUCUUACCAAGGAAUGUGGCACAUCGUCCUAUAAAUGUGAUUGUCCUAGAAGUACCCUAAUAAGGUACUGGGAUCAAACAAAUAGUGAGCUAAAAUCAUUUUAAGUCAACUUGCAAAUUUUAAAAAACGUUUUGACUUUUAGUCUCAAAGUGUUAACAACUUGAGGAGCAGCAAUCAGUUGUGGCUUGGACAGUGGAAGGGCUUUUCCCCUUUCUCUUCUGACUUGCAUCCUCACUUUAGUAGUAGCAGGACAACUUAUAUCACACAGAGCACAGCUGUGAGGAGGAACAGAAAGUGAAGUUGCUGUGUGGCCUUGAGCAAGUCACAGCUCAUCUCUAGGGCCAAGUGUCCUCACCUAUAAAAUAGGUGACUCCCCUAGAUGCCUUUACAGUUCCUCCAGCCCACACCUCCUGUGACAUCAUGGAAGAACCUGACUUCUAUUUCCCCUUGGAAUAUCCUGCACCAGGUUCCAUUCCAUGGAGCAUGGAACUCUCAGAAAGGACACUUCAUGGGAGAGAACAUUUCUAUGUAGGGUCAGGAUGGCGUGUGGUUCACCCAGUCCUUUGUCCAAGAUGUCAGUUACACAAGUCACCAGGUAGGAGGCCAUUCCAGGAGUGGGAUUAUUCAUGAAACCGUUUGCCUAGUUCUUUCCAACAGAGGAAGUAUCCCUUCUCUUCUACUCUUCCCAAACAGAAGGGACUCCACUGGAAAGGAUAUCUCCCACCACAGAACAGACUCUUAGAACAUAAACAGAAGAGUAGUUACUAGCAACAGUGUUCUUGUGGUCUUACUAAAGAACACUAAAGAGCUAGGAAAGGACGGAGCAUGGUUGACACUAUAAAGAGGAUUUUUAACUCACCAAGAGUGUAGUUUCCUUUUCGGAAGAAUAAAAAAGAAGAGCUUCAUUUUGAUAUUUUUGUUUUGUUUUGUUUUUUGCCUGAAACAUUUUUUUCUCUUCAGUUCCAAAUCAUUUCCCAAAGAAAGGUAUACACAAAAAAAAAAAAAUAAAGUGACUUCUUACAAAUAUUAAAGAAGUCACAUGAGCUCAUUAGUGUGGGUCCAUGAGCUGGGUGGUGUCUCAUCUGAAAAUUUUAAUCAGAAGUUCUUAGAAGUAGGUAAGCAAGAUACUUCUUUGUGUUGGGAUUGCACUUGCCAAAUCAUUCAAAGCUUUCCCCUUGGAGUGGGGAUUGCUUUAGUUUUGUUUGUGUCCCUAGGAGAGAUGGUAGAAGAUGAAUUGGUGUGAAUAAUGUCAAUGAGGUCGCAAGAAAAGGGAGCAGGAGCUUUAGUUUCUGGCAAGGCAGCUCCCAGGUUUAGAGGAGAUUAAUUUUUACCCCCUAAGGAAUAUCCAGUCAAAGACACUCAGUGGGAGCUGUCAGACAGUACCAGCUGUGUUUGAGUUUCCGACAGAAAAUGAUGAAGAAUGGACUUAAUUACGCUAACCAACUGAAAAUCUAGACAUACAUCCUCUGAUAUACAAUUAGAGAUUUUUAUAGAGAUCCCAAGCAUUCUGCACAUAUAAAAGUUAACAUUAGGCUGUGGUGGAGUAAAACAUUUAAUGUCAAGGUUCUAUUUGAAAAAUACACUACAAAAGUUAAUGUACACGGCUGUCAUCUUAUGACACCAGUAGAGCAAAAAUUAAUCAUGUCAGAUUAAUUCUGUUAUACCGUGUGAUGUUUUUUAUACUAACCAUUUCUUAUGAAAGCAGGUCCCCUAGUGUGAUUCUCUUGCCAGCCCAUCACAGGCUCUGCAUAUCCAUGCACCCGGUAUGGAAUGGGAAGCAUUACUUUGUAGGAGUAUUUUCAAUAAAGAAAAAAAUAGUUUUACAUUAA
Marmota monax (woodchuck) is the source of this 3983-nucleotide messenger RNA. It is a transcript of the gene Slc1a3, whose product is annotated as solute carrier family 1 member 3. Gene Ontology annotation, molecular function: glutamate:sodium symporter activity; L-glutamate transmembrane transporter activity; neutral L-amino acid transmembrane transporter activity. The record is from RefSeq and is a predicted model, not a curated record. Lineage: Eukaryota; Metazoa; Chordata; Mammalia; Rodentia; Sciuridae. The transcript is spliced from 10 exons. Gene Ontology annotation, cellular component: plasma membrane. Bases 251 to 1879 code for a protein of 542 amino acids. Gene Ontology annotation, biological process: L-glutamate import across plasma membrane; D-aspartate import across plasma membrane; L-aspartate import across plasma membrane.